AACAAUAUUUUCUAAUAUUUCAUCUGGGUGAAGUCUUUAUCUAUUUUCUUAGCUAUACAGUGCUACAAUUUCUAGAGUUUGAAUUGACUCAGAUUACUUUUUGUUUCAUUGAACAAAAAUAUUCAUGCAUCCAGGGAGGAAGUAUGAUUCUGGUGCUUCGAAGCGUAGGAAGAAACAAAAGCUAGAAGAAGAUGCUCGGACCCAAAAGGGCGCUCUCGAUAAAUUUGUUGUGAAAGAACCUCAAAGCAAUUUUGAAAACCAAACUUCUGAUGCUAAUAUUGAUGAUGCACAUGGUGGUGAUCCAGUAGAGGUUGAGGCUCACAUUGCAGAAUCUGAUGAACAUGAUGAUACUAACACUGUAGUCGAAGGUGAUGAUUCUAUUCAUGUUGAUGAAGGUGAUGAUGCUAAUAUUGUUGCUGAAGGUAAUGUUGCUGAUAACAUUAAUAAUUCUGUUCAACCGGAUAUAUUUGAUCCAAGAACUUGGGAUGCACUUGAUCCUACAAUGAUUGAUAUUUUGGCGCAAAGUGGUCCUAAAAGAGACCCGUCUAUUGAGCAUGGUCGUACAGACAAAUUUGGUAGAAGGUUUUCUGCAUUAUCGUACACUAGAGUUCUCUCGAAUGGAGAAAAGUGUGAUAGAGAUAGACUCAAAGAGCAUGAAAAUGGCAGAGAACAUGUCACAAAUAUGAGUACUUGGUAUGACUUGCGAUUCAGGUUGGAGAAGAAUCAAACAAUUGAUAAAGUUGCUCAGCAAGAACUUGAAAAAGAAAGGGAGCAUUGGAGAAAAGUUUUGCUCAGGAUUCUUUUGAUUGUGAAAUUUCUUGCGGAACAUAAUAUAGCAUUUCGUGGCAGUAAUAGCAAGGUGUACCAAGAUAGCAAUGGGAAUUUCUUAGGAUUGGUUCAAAUGUUGGCUGAAUUUGACCCAGUUAUAAAAGAACAUGUUGACCGCAUCACAAAUGAUAAAAUCCGUGAUCAUUAUCUUGGUCCUUCCAUCCAGAAUGAACUAAUAAAUUUGCUCGCUGUUGCAAUCAGGUCUGAAAUCAUUAGAAAGGUAAAAGAAGCAAAGUACUUCUCUGUUUUACUUGACUGUACUCCCGAUGCAAGCCACCAAGAGCAGAUGUCUUUGAUAAUUAGGUAUGUUGAUGCAUCUUCUGGUUCUUUUUGCAUUGAGGAAUCAUUCUUAGGUUUUUUGGAUGUGAAUGAUACCACCGGGCAAGGAUUGUUUGAUGUUCUAAAAAAUGAAUUGAAAAGUCUUGACCUUGAUAUUGAUAAUCUGAGAGGGCAGGGAUAUGAUAAUGGGUCAAAUAUGAAAGGAAGACAUCAAGGGGUAAAAAGUAAAGUUUUGGAAAUAAACCGGAGAGCUUUUUAUUCGGCUUGUGGUUGCCAUAGUCUAAAUUUGACAUUAUGUGAUAUGGCAAAGUCUUGUCGUAAAGCAUCUGAUUUUUUUGGCAUUAUUCAACGCAUCUACACAACAUUUGCUAAUUCUACUAAAAGAUGGCAAAUUCUCAAAAAUAAUAUAACAGGAGUAACACUCAAGUCAUUGUCAGCUACUCGUUGGGAGAGUCGUGUUGAUAGUGUUAAGGCUAUAAGGAUUCAACUACCAGAAAUAAGGGAGGCUUUACUACAAGUGGCUGAAAAUGAUAAAGAUCCAUCGACAAGUAGUGAAGCUCAAUCAUUGGCAGAAAAUGAUCUUUGUGGCUUUGAAUUCUUAGUGUCAAUAAUCAUAUGGUAUGAAAUAUUAUCAGCUAUUAAUUUCAUCAGCAAAGAGUUGCAGUCAAAGGAUAUGCUUAUUGAUAUCGCAAUUGAGUCUGUAAAGGGCUUGAUUUCCUUCUUCACCAAGUACAGAGAAUCUGGCUUUUCAAAAGCAUUGGAAGAUGCAAAAAAAAUUGCAAUGGAGAUGGAUAUUGAUCCAGAGUUCCGCACCAAGCGUCAAAUCAAGAGGAAAAGGCAAUUUGGUGAGGGUGCAGAUGAUCCAUCUAUUGUUUCACAAUCGGCAGAGGAGUCAUUUAGGGUCAAUUAUUUUCUGCAUGUUGUUGAUCAAGCUAUAGUUUCACUUAACACGAGAUUUCAACAGUAUGAAGGGUAUGAAAAAAUAUUUGGUUUCUUGUUUACUUCAAAUAGGCUGCGAUCCUUGGAUGAUAAGAGUUUGUUGGCUGCUUGUGUUAAUCUUGAAGGUGCACUUAAGAGUGGAGAAAAUAAAGAUAUUGAUGGACUUGAGUUGUGUUGCGAGCUACUUUUUCUCCAAGACUCACUUCAGAAAUCUAUGGGCCCACUUGAUAUUCUGAAUUUUUUGAAGAAGCGCUCCUUAAUCUAUCCUAAUGCUGUUAUUGCAUACAGAAUUUUGUUAACCAUUCCUGUGACGGUUGCAUCCGCAGAAAGGAGCUUUUCUAAACUCAAGUUGUUGAAAUCCUACUUGCGUUCUACUAUGUCACAAGAAAGACUCAAUGGAUUGGCAACUAUAGGACUUGAAAAUGAUAUCUUGGAGAAGAUUAAUUAUGAAGAUUUGAUCGAAGAUUUCAUUUCAAGAAAUACUAGAAGAAUGUUGCUUUUUGGUAGAAAAUGA
Molecule: messenger RNA, 2560 nt
Organism: Aegilops tauschii subsp. strangulata
Lineage: Eukaryota; Viridiplantae; Streptophyta; Magnoliopsida; Poales; Poaceae
Source: RefSeq, a predicted model, not a curated record